Messenger RNA from Labrus bergylta (ballan wrasse), 1628 nucleotides. Its product is annotated as transmembrane protein 17A. Gene Ontology annotation, biological process: non-motile cilium assembly. NCBI's taxonomy places the organism in Eukaryota, Metazoa, Chordata, Actinopteri, Labriformes, Labridae. Gene Ontology annotation, cellular component: ciliary transition zone. The record is from RefSeq and is a predicted model, not a curated record.
UCUGAUUAGCAGCGGUGUCUGCCAGCAUGCGUCUGUGUGUGUCCAUUUGUAUCUGUGCCUUCGUGCAUUUGUCUCCUUGUGUGAUUGAACACACAGCGAGGAUUAGCAGCAGAGUCUGAGGCACAAACCGAGUUUUGGACUCUAGCGUUUCCUGAUUCUUUGGCUUGGUCAUGGUCAGCUGCUUUACCCACCAUGCCUGUGUUUUACUCACCUGUUCCAGAGAACCUGCAGUUGGGCCUGAGCUACAUGGGAGGCUCAGUGUUCACCAACAACAGGACGGCAGACAGCGACUUCAGCAGGGAGCAGGAGGACGCCAAUGUGGUCAACGAGCUUGUUUCUCACCUUCCCCUGCAGAUGAUGCUCUACUUCAACAUGUUCUAUUUUCCCUGCUGGUGGUUUUCUGCUGUUUUCAUGUUGGAAGUGAAGUUCUAUUAUCUUCCGGGGUACUACCAGGCUCUGCUCAUCACUGGUAUGAUCCUCCUCACAGUCAUUGAGGUGGUCCGGCUUUAUCUCGGCUACAUUGGCAACCUUAAAGAGAAGGUGCCAGAGCUAGCAGCUUUCUGGCUCCUGUCUUUCUUGUUCCAGCUGCCAGUGCUGCUGUUCUUCGUGACUGAUGAAGGAAUUAUCAUCCUGCCACUGGAGAGAGCUGUCCACUCCCUCUACCUCCUCUUCCUAUUUGCAGAGAUCCUGGCCUCUUUCCUGGCGCUGAGGACCAUGACACGAAAACUCACCCUGCUCUUCCAUCUGCGCCAGUUUGGCAAGGUGCAGAGCUUUCAGCAUGCAGGGAUGAGCCCUGUGUAUGGGAUUCCAUACCAUCGCAGCGUGCUGCCUGUUUCAUCAGCACAUGAUAUGUUCAACUAAAGCAUACAUAUCCUGUCUCAACUUGUAUUGUUAGAUAUUUAAAAUGUGAGAUGUCUUUAGCAUUCAUAUUUACUGUACUUUUGUUUACUUCCGGCCCCUACAACUGCAUUUUGAGGUGUAAAGUAGCUAUUGCUCCCAGAAUACUUCUCAACAACUCUAUGAGAAUGAAAGCUAACGUUUUACCUGAAAUUAAUUGUGCUAUUUUGAACAUAUAAAUACAGCCAUCAAACUAUUUUCUUAAAAACAUAAUGGUGUCACUGUGUUUGUAUGUGACUAUACUGCAUUUUGUUCAGGAGAACUCAAGAUUCAAGGUUCAAUGUUUCUUUAUUGGUACCUAGAAAGGUAGAUUUGUUGUGCAAAGAGGAGAUUCAGCAUUCCAAUAGAUACAUACAAUACAAAUUCAAGGUUAAAAAGAGCAGACAGAACACAUUAGAACCAAUAUCAUUAUUAUAUCAGGUUAUGGCAAAGUCCUUUCACAGACACCCACUCAAAACCUGUGUAGACAUUCAGAGAAAUUAGCAACCUCUUGAAAAUGUAAUUUUUUUUUGAGAUUACAUUACUAAUUCAGAGACAACCAUAAGUCAGGAAGGCCAUGAGCAUUUUUUAAAUCCUAUAUGAAGACAUUUUACUGAGAAUACUCUCAACUCUACAAUCCUGCAACAUGUAUUUUCAUUUACACAUAAACUUCUCAUGAAAUUCCUACCUGAUCGGUUUGUGCACUUUUGAAGUUAAGGACAAACCUGUCACAGUCCUACAGGGAAGUCUGC